UGUAUUUUAAAUCUGAAAAACCGUUUGUAUCUCCAGCAGGACGUGUGCGCGGGUGACUUUGUGCCAAUGUUAUUUCGUUGUUAUUUUUGUGGAAUGUGUUGAUUUUUUGUUAUAUAUGGGUGACACUUCGUACGGAUUUUUUAACACUAAUCUCAAGAUGAAUAGUACUAGCGGGACUCAGUCAUCGGAGAAUGAGUCGCUGAGAGGGGACAUGUCCUACCUUUAUGGUAGAGACCCAAGUAUUUUAGCUUAUUCACAAAGACCAUUCCCUUCUCAAGAUUCAAAAAAAAAUUUAAUGAACCUGCUGGAGGAAGAAGAUGAGUCUGUUGUCGAUGCAGAUGAGAAAACCUCGUCACUUUCCAGCUCAGCAGCAAUCGAUCAAACCAUUAAAGUAUUUCUGCGCAUGAAACCUUUUCCCCAUAAAAUGAAAAUUACAAAGGAGCAAUCGGAGGCCUACUCUAUUUUAAAUCCAACCACAUUGCAAACUAAAAUGCCUUCUCUAGAGCAUAAUACCAGUUGUUUGAAGAAAAUUAAGACCAAUGAUAUGGUAUGCAGAGAGUUUAUAUUUACUCAGACGUUUGGACCGGAUACCACGCAAUUGCAGUUGUUUGAUCAAGCUGUGAAACCGCAAAUGGUUGACUUCUUAGCUGGUAAAAAUUCUGUGGUGAUGAGUUACGGUACUACCAAUUCUGGAAAAACAUACACUCUGCAAGGAACCCCUGAAUCGCCUGGGCUCAUCCCUCGUGGUAUCGAGUUUGUCUUUAGCAAUAUCACUCCACGAGCCAUGCCCUCUUAUAAACCAGUAAAUCAAUGCGAUGUAAUUCAUUUAAAUCAUCAUGAUCGUGUUCAAGAGACUGAGUUGAAACUGAAAUUACUAACUUUUAAUCCAGCUGAUAAAAUUAUGUAUGUAAAUACUUACAAGCAAAUGCAAAGAUUGCUUCAUGCAGAAUCACCCAUUAGACCUAGUCAUAAUUAUAACGCGCAAUACUCUGUAUGGGUAUCGUUUGCGGAAAUUUAUAACGAAACUAUUUACGAUCUUUUGUGGACUGACUGCCAGAAAAAACGACCAGCACUUAAGUUGGCAUCAGAUGGCAAAGGUAGAGCCUUUAUAAAAGGUUUAAAAAACGUCUGUGUGAAUACGGGAGCUGAAGCUUAUCAAGUAUUGAUGGCUGGGCAGUACAAUUUGAAAGUUGCUGCAACUGCUUUGAACUCUAGAAGUUCGAGGUCACACUGCAUAUUUACCAUCAAAUUAUUAAAGUACAGAACUGAAAAUGAUCCUUAUUCGGUAGAAGUUAGCACGUUUGCAUUCUGUGAUUUGGCGGGUUCAGAACGUCUUAAAAAGACUCUAAACGUUGGCGAACGAUUAAAGGAGGCUCAAAACAUUAACACAAGCUUGCUUGUUUUGGGAAGGUGCUUAAAAACUAUUUAUGAGUCUCAGUGCUCCGCAAAUAAGAAAAUCGAGUCGAUAGGACCUUUCAGAGAGUCCAAAUUGACGAGGCUGUUUCAAAGAGCUUUGUCAGGAAAAGAGCAAAUAUCUAUGAUUGUUAACGUUAAUCCAGUACCUAAUCUGUAUGUAGAAACACAAAACGUUCUGAAUUUCUCUGCUAUUGCCAAAAAGAUUGUGAUUGAGCCAAUCGAAACCAUAAAGAGAAGGCGUUCGCACUCGAGAUUUUCUCGUUUGUGUACUCAAAGUAUGAAGACUGAUCUAGAUUGGGAAAAUACGGAGCUUGAAGACAUGACAGAAGCAUCUGAGGAUUGUCUGGAAGAAGAAUCUGAUAUGCUUGAAAACGAUCAAGAAGCCUAUGAAGAUUUGCUGACUGAGAAUGAACUUUUAAAGAAAGAGAUUAAAGAGCUAAAAGCUUCCGCGUUAACGAGGGAUAUGCAAACGCGACAGGAAAUGACAGACAUGUAUUCAGAAAUUAUGAAAAAACUUGAAGCUGAUUGGAAGAACCGUUUAAUUGAUUUAGAAGAACAACAGGAAGAUUUACGUGAGCUAGCUGUAGAACGCAUUGAAUUAUUUUAUAAAGAAAAGCUAAGUCAAUUAAACGUUCGAAAGCGAUCUCGUCCAUCAAUGGAUGGAGAUGAAGAAGACGAUGACCAGAAACUAUUGCAAGAUCUAGAAGUCGAAAAUACUCGUCUUAUCGCAAAGAUGGAAACAAUGAAGAAAUCUAUUCGUGCUUUAAAACAAAUGAAAGAAGAAGUAGAAACAACAAAAACCAAAAUUUCUUUUGAACUUGCCGUCGCCAAAGAAGAAGCUAAAAGGGCUAACGAAAUGUUCCUAGCUGCACAGAAAAGCAUUAAUUCAGGAGAUGAUGUUUCUGCUACCUACAUUGAGGAGUUGAACGAGAUUAUAAAGAAAAAAGAUGAUAGGAUAAAGACUAUGAAAACUUUUUUGAAUGAGGCCAAAGAAGAGUAUAUAUCUAUUACUGAUCAAGCUCAGAAGCUUGAAGAACAAUUGAAAGAACGAGACGAACUAUUGGUCGAAAAUUCAGAACAGAUUCGCGAUUUAGAAGAACAACUCAGCCAGGCCAAUGCAUAUUCGGCAGAGCAAAAUAAAGUCAUUGAAAAUCUGGAAGAAGAACUGGAUCAACUAAACAAAAAACUUAUUGAAACUGAAGAAAAAGCACGAAUUGCAUCCGAGCAAAUGCAAUCCGUAGAUGCUACAGAAAUUAAUAAGAAAGACGAACCGGAAACUGAAGUCGUGAAUGAUGAAUUGGACAAGACUAAAGCUUUGCUUGAAGAAAUGAAACUUAGAUUAGAAUUGUCCGAAAAUGACAAUAUACAACUGAAAGAAAAACUAAACCAACGUGUAACUGAAAUUCAGUUAUUGAAGAAUAAUCUUGAUACAACAAAGAAUCAAUUAGAUAAACUUACAGAGAAGGUCGAUAGUUUAACUAUUGACGAUAAGUCGGAAGAAGAAACUCCAAAUGAACAGCGAAAUAUCGAGACAGCUGAACAAGAAACGCAGACAGAAAAGAUCGAUUCUCCGGUCAAAUAUAUAAAGAAAGAAACAGCUCCUGUUAUGGCGAAUAUUAGUUUGCAAACUAUUGAAUUUGAAGACCCAAAAGUCGAAACGGAAGAGCUGUCUCUGCAAACUUCUUUAGAGAUAAUUUCUAUGGAAGUUUUUGACGAAUUAAAGAAGCAAUAUGAAGAAUUGCAAAAAACAUUAGAAGGUUGUAAAUUUGAUAAAUCAGAAGCACAGAAACAAUUUGAAGAGAUCAUCAAAGACUUACAAACUCAAAUUAAUGUAUUAGCUGCUCAAGAAAUGGAAAAAUCUGAGAAGAUUUCUACUUUACAAAAGGAGUUGGAUCAGAUAGUUAAGGAUUCUGAAAAGGAUAAGGCAGAGUUACAAGCGCUAGUAACUGCUCAAGAUGAUAAAGAUAGAAUUUUCAUGGAUGAGAUGGCAAAGAGUCUCGCACAAGAACAGGAAAAAGAUAACGAAAUCUCUAGUUUACAGAAAGAAAUGAAAAAGUUAAUAACGUCCAACGAUGAAAUGGCUAAGAAAAUGGAAGUAGAAAUGAAAGUGGUAUUGAAAGAUCUCACAUCUACAAAAACUAAACUUGCUGAUACAGAAGAAAAACUCAGAAAAGUAGAGAAAGAUUACAUGCAGGUGAUUCAUAUUCUUGAAAUGAAAAUAAGUACUCUUGAUAAUAAGGUUUUGGAAAAACAAGGAGAAAAUGAAAAAUUAAAACUCAGAGUCGAAGAGUACAAAAAGAGUUUAAUAGAUAGAGAGCACGAAAUGGAUGUAUUUACGCGAAACAGAAAUACAACCGUGGAGAAGUACGAAAAGUUGGUAAAAUCUCAAAACGAGGAAUUAGAUCGAAUGAGGAGAGAGAUUACAAGGUUACAAGACUUGUUACAAGAAGUGAAAGAAAAUGCAGUAUAUCCAACUCCACGCAAAGGAAGUACAAAAAAAUCGAGGUGUAAUGUGAGAGAAGAAAAAAAGAAGGCGAAGAAUGCAGAGACGGAUGCAACCGAUAUGACUUCAGAAGACGAUCACGAUGAAAAUCUGAAAUCAAGUCGCAAGGGUAAAAAAGAGUUUCUCAGUCCUACCACAGAUAACAUUCCGAUAAUAGAAUUGUCGGGUUCCGAAUCUAAAAAGUCAGUCAAAAGUGCCAGCAAAGAUCCUCCAACCAGUACACGGCGAACUAGAAAGAAGAAGUUGUUUACCAAUUUAGAUGAGUCGUUCGUGGAUAUAGAAGCAGGCGAUCCUUCUCCUUGUCCGACUCGGAGUUUACGAAAUAGAAGGAAAUAAGUGAUAGAUAGCUUUAUGUACAGAUUAUCUGCAAAUAUCUUGCAAUCUAUUUUUAUUCUUAAAUCGUAAGUAUUUCGCAGAAUGUAAAUAAUCACUCGAGUAAGCUAUUUUUUAAACGAUUGUUGACACUGUGUUAUUUUAUAGACUUAAGUUUCAAAAUGCUAGUAUUAUAUAGUUACAUGGCAUACAAAUUAUUAUAGUUUUAAGUUUUAAAAGUAUAAGUUUUAUACGUUUUUUAAUGUUAGAGUAUGUUAAGAAUUCUUGCAACAUAAAGAAAUCAGUGAAAAAAAAAACGUCAUU
Messenger RNA from Nasonia vitripennis (jewel wasp), 4555 nucleotides. RefSeq names its product kinesin A. Gene Ontology annotation, biological process: mitotic spindle organization; microtubule-based movement. The record is from RefSeq and is a predicted model, not a curated record. The transcript is spliced from 15 exons. Lineage: Eukaryota; Metazoa; Arthropoda; Insecta; Hymenoptera; Pteromalidae. Gene Ontology annotation, molecular function: microtubule binding; ATP binding; microtubule motor activity. The coding region runs from base 116 to 4255 and encodes 1379 amino acids.